Molecule: messenger RNA, 1023 nt
Organism: Chaetomium fimeti
Lineage: Eukaryota; Fungi; Ascomycota; Sordariomycetes; Sordariales; Chaetomiaceae
Exons: 3
Coding region: 1-1023 (340 amino acids)
Biological process (GO): dolichol-linked oligosaccharide biosynthetic process; polyprenol catabolic process
Cellular component (GO): endoplasmic reticulum
Molecular function (GO): 3-oxo-5-alpha-steroid 4-dehydrogenase activity
Source: RefSeq, a predicted model, not a curated record
AUGAGUCGAUGUAAAGUCAAGGCCGCCAAGCUGCGCGCGGUGCGGAAGAAGGUGAGGCCGAGGCAAGUGGGACAGCGUCGAUAUCUGGACAGAAUCCCGUCAGACAAAUUUUGGCAACAGCCCCUCGCAACUCUAUCCAGCGUCACGCCGGCGCAAUGCUGCCAGGCCGUUUUCCUCCUCGCGGCUGGAGGCGUGCUGGCGGUGGCGGUCAUGCCGCGUGACGCGAAGACCCUUCUGGUUAAUUACGGCGCCCGCAAGGCUCAGACCUCGCCGACCGAUACGCCACCGAGGGAUGUUUCGGACCGCGGUCGGCUGCUUUCGCUCAUUGACACCAUCACAUCGUGGACGCAGGUGCCGCACUCAUGGUUCGGCGCCUUUUAUGUCGUGUCUCUGGCAUGCUCUGUCUUCUGGCUUGUUCAGUACCUUGGCGAUGGAGCCGUGUUACGGUUCGUCGCGUCUAGACAAGCCGCAGUCCAGCAGCCGCCCGCCACAUCGGGACAGGUGGCGCUGGGUUGGUUCAUGAUGUUUCUCCAGGGGGGCAGACGCGUAUUCGAGCAUCUAACCAUCAUCAAACCAUCCAAGUCUACCAUGUGGGUUGUCCACUGGUUGCUCGGCCUCCUCUUCUACCUCUCCAUCAGCGUAUCCGUUUGGGUGGAAGGAUCGGAUGAUGCGCAGUCCCUCAUCAAGAUGGCCGUCGCACUCCCGGCAUUCCUGUUUGCCUGGGUCAACCAGUAUAGGUGCCACAAGCACCUUGCUGGGCUAAAGAAGUAUUCGGUACCGGAAGGCGGCAUGUUCGACCAUUACAUCUGCCCGCACUACACUUGCGAGUGCCUCCUCUACCUCUCCAUGGCCAUCGCCACGGCGCCCCGCGGUGUGUGGUGUAACCGGACGCUGAUAUGCGCCCUCAUUUUCGUUGCGGUCAACCUGGGAGUCACGGCAUCGGGAACCCGCAAGUGGUACGCUGAAAAGUUCGGCAUCGGUGCAGUCGCGAACAAGUGGAACAUGAUUCCUUUUGUUUUCUGA